Molecule: messenger RNA, 2175 nt
Organism: Alternaria burnsii
Lineage: Eukaryota; Fungi; Ascomycota; Dothideomycetes; Pleosporales; Pleosporaceae
Product: class ii aars and biotin synthetase
Exons: 5
Coding region: 1-2175 (724 amino acids)
Biological process (GO): protein modification process
Cellular component (GO): cytoplasm
Molecular function (GO): biotin--[biotin carboxyl-carrier protein] ligase activity
Source: RefSeq, a predicted model, not a curated record
AUGGCAACCAAGCGGAUGAACAUCUUGGUGUACUCUGGCAACGGAAGUACCACCGAAUCUGUCCGCCAUUGCAUGUACACCCUGCGCCGUCUGCUCUCGCCUUCUUACGCUGUCAUACCUGUAACUGGCGAUACUCUGAUCAAAGAACCCUGGUUCAGCACCUGCGCUCUUCUUGUCUUUCCUGGCGGCGCUGACCUAGGUUAUUGCCGUACGCUCAAUGGUGAGGGGAAUCGAAGGAUCAGCCGGUAUGUGAAUGCCGGGGGUUCAUAUCUAGGAUUCUGCGCUGGUGGGUAUUACGGAAGUGCGAGAUGUGAGUUUGAGCUUGAUGAUCCGAAGAUGGCUGUUGAGGGAGAGAGGGAGUUGGCGUUCUUCCCGGGUGUGUGUAGGGGAUUGGCCUUUGAGGGGUUCAAGUAUGCGAGUGAGGCUGGGGCGAGGGCUGCUGAAAUCAAGAUUGAGAAGGAGGCGUUUGAGAGUGUUGAUGAGGGUGUGGCGGAGACGUUCAAGAGCUAUUAUAAUGGUGGGGGUGUGUUUGUUGAUGCGAAGAAGCUCGAGAGUAGGGGCGUACAGAUCCUGGCGAGCUAUACCGAGGAUCUGCACGUCGAAUCUGGAGAAGGCCAAGCGGCUGUUGUCUAUCGUAAGGUGGGUGAGGGUCACGCUGUAGUCACGGGGCCACAUCCAGAAUUCGCACCGCAAAACCUCAGCAAGAUCCCCAGUCUACCAUCUUACGCGACCAUUAUCAAUGAUAUCGCUGCCACGGACGCAACACGACUUGCCUUUAUGCGCUUGAUCCUCGGGAAACUUGGUUUGCAGGUUAACGAACAGGAACAAGCGGUACCAUCCCUAUCCCGCCUGCAUCUCACUGCUCAUAGCUUGGCAGACGUCUCUGACCUCGUUGCGACGUGGAGCGAAAUCAUUACUGUGAUGGACGGCGAUGAGUAUAUCAAGGGCGAGAACGACGUGUUUCGGAUUGAGAAAGAGGGUACGGCGUGGAGCGUAAAGGAACUGAAGAGGGCUGUCAGUGCCAUGUCGGAGAAACUGCCUACACUAGCGUCAGUGACGAACAGUGACGAGAAGAGUGUUGGAGAGCAAGGCCAGGAGAAGGAAGAUGACAGCAAGAAGAAGAGGACCAAGACACCAGAAGAGGAGGUUCACGACUGUAUCGAGUACACGGCCAACACCUCGCCCGACGAGAUCAUCGACUACGCCAAGAUCGUCAAGGUCAUAAUACCCCAUGAGAAAGCUCUUCCAUCGGCUCAAGAGACACCGUUCCAUCAUGAUGCCUUUUAUGCAAACCUCCAUCACUACCAUACCAAGCUCCGCAACCCUGACGCUUCUUUUGGAAAACACCUCAUGUAUGGUGAAGUCGUAACAUCGACCAACACUCUUCUCGAAAAGAAUCCGUCUUUGCUGCGGAACCUCCCCAAUGGCUUCACAAUAACAGCAACAACACAAAUCGCAGGUCGCGGUCGCGGAAACAACGUCUGGAUCGCACCGCCUGGCGCACUAAUGUUCAGCACUGUGUUGCAUCAUUCUUUUGCACUAAGUCAAAGUGCACCAGUAGUGUUUAUCCAGUAUCUCGCAGCUCUGGCCAUUGUGCAAGGCAUCAAGAACUAUGCGCCUGGGUACGAGAAAAUCCCUAUAAAGCUCAAGUGGCCAAACGACAUCUAUGCGCAACUCCCCGGCUCUAGCGCAAACCCUGUCGUCAAGAUAGGAGGUAUCCUGGUGAAUAGCAGUUAUUCCGGCUCCACGUACGACGUCAUACCAGGAAUUGGGUUGAAUCUGAGUAAUGCGCUGCCGACGACGAGUCUGAAUCAGCUUGCCAAGGGCAUGAAUCCGCCACUCAAGGACUUUACGCCAGAGAAGCUGCUGGCGAGCAUUCUAGCGCACUUCGAGACACUGUACUCGACGUUCUGCCAGGAAGGUUUCAACCGCGACAUGGAGUCGUGCUACUAUGAGAACUGGCUGCAUACUGAUCAGCUUGUGACGCUCGAGGACCAACAGGGGGUGCAGAGUGGGUGUAAGGCGAGGAUAAAGGGUAUCACGAGGGAUUGGGGCUUACUUCUCGCUGAGGAGGUGCGCGAGAUUGAUGGGCGAGGAACGGGCAAGAUUAUUCAGAUCCAGAGUGAUGGGAAUAGCUUUGACUUCUUCAGGGGCCUGGUCAGGCGCAAGGUUUAG